CAGACCAAUUCGAAUCAUUGUCAAGUGCAACAGCACCAGGAACAAACCGCCGCAGUCGCCAUCGAAGCGUUAGCCAAGUGUUCCAUACAGUAUACAUUGCCGUGAACAGCAGCCAAAAGAGCCAACAAAAUGCUGGCCAGCGAGAACUUCCCUGCACACCACUUCAAGGAAUCUAUAUUUAAGCCCUACAGUACGGGUGGCGAUGAUUUGGCAGCAGCCACCGCGGCGGUGGCGACCACGUCGUCAUCGCCUGAUACCGUCUCAGUCGACUUCGAGACCGCCCGCAAAAUGCUGACCGCCAACGGAUGCAGCAGUAACAAUAAUAAUAAUAAUAAUAACGCCACGGACACGCAGCCACAGGAUGGCCUGUCCGGCUUUGUGGCCAGCCAUCCGGCCGCCCAGUUCGAGGGCUUCAUCCGGGCCUGCGUGGACGAGAUCAUCAAGCUGGCCGUCUUCCAGGGCACCAAUCGCUCAUCUAAGGUUGUCGAGUGGCACGAGCCCGCGGAGCUGCGCCAGCUCUUCGACUUCCAGCUGCGGGAGAAGGGGGAGUCGCAGGAAAAGCUGCGUGAGCUGCUGCGGGAGACGGUUCGGUUCUCGGUGAAGACUGGCCAUCCGUACUUUAUCAACCAGCUGUACUCCGGAGUGGAUCCCUACGCCCUGGUGGGUCAGUGGCUCACCGAUGCCCUCAAUCCCAGCGUGUACACGUACGAGGUGGCUCCGCUGUUUACGCUGAUGGAGGAGCAGGUGCUGGCCGAGAUGCGGCGCAUCGUGGGCUUCCCCAACGGCGGCCAGGGCGAUGGUAUCUUCUGUCCUGGUGGUUCAAUAGCCAACGGUUAUGCAAUCAGCUGUGCUCGCUACAGAUAUGCGCCCGAGUCCAAGAAAAACGGCCUCUUCAAUGCCAAACCUUUGAUUAUAUUCACCUCGGAAGAUGCCCACUACUCGGUGGAGAAGCUGGCCAUGUUCAUGGGCUUCGGCAGCGAGCAUGUGCGUAAGAUAGCCACCAACGAAGUGGGCAAGAUGCGACUGAGUGAUCUGGAGGAUCAGGUGAAGCUGUGCUUGGACAACAACUGGCAGCCUUUGAUGGUGUCGGCUACAGCCGGAACUACUGUGCUUGGCGCCUUCGAUGACCUGGCUGGAAUCUCUGAGCUUUGCAAGAAGUACAAUAUGUGGAUGCACGUGGACGCGGCUUGGGGUGGCGGUGCCCUCAUGUCCAAGAAGUAUCGCCAUCUCCUCAAUGGCAUCGAACGAGCCGAUUCGGUUACAUGGAACCCUCACAAGCUACUCGCGGCAUCCCAGCAGUGCUCAACCUUUCUUACGCGCCACCAGCAGGUGUUGGCUCAGUGCCACUCGACCAAUGCCACGUACCUGUUCCAGAAGGACAAGUUCUACGAUACCUCCUACGACACGGGUGACAAGCACAUACAGUGCGGUCGCCGGGCGGAUGUCUUCAAGUUCUGGUUCAUGUGGAAGGCAAAGGGCAGCCAGGGCCUGGAGGCGCACGUCGAGAAGGUCUUCCGCAUGGCCGAAUUCUUUACCGCCAAGGUGAGAGAACGUCCAGGGUUCGAGCUGGUCCUUGAGAGCCCGGAGUGCACCAACAUCAGCUUUUGGUAUGUGCCGCCCAGCCUGCGACAGAUGGAGCGCAACCGGGAUUUCUACGACAGGUUGCACAAGGUGGCGCCCAAGGUCAAGGAGGCCAUGAUCAAGAACGGCUCCAUGAUGAUCACCUACCAACCUCUGCGGCAGCUGCCCAAUUUCUUCCGGCUGGUGCUGCAGAAUUCGUGUCUGGAGGAGUCCGAUAUGGUCUACUUCCUUAACGAGAUCGAGUCGCUCGGCCAGAAUUUGUAGUUUUCGAGUGGAAAAGCGAAAGCGAAAACUUGUAAAAUGGUUAAGUGUUGAAAACAUUCUUCUUAGGCUUAUGCCGUACAUACAUAUAAUAUUGUAGGGUAUCGUUAAUACACCCGGGUUGUAUAUAUAAUACUGGAUGUUAAGUAUUACCUCCAAACCAAGAACAAAAUACAUAUUUAUAGGUCUUUUGAUUUAAA
Molecule: messenger RNA, 2042 nt
Organism: Drosophila kikkawai
Lineage: Eukaryota; Metazoa; Arthropoda; Insecta; Diptera; Drosophilidae
Gene: b
Product: glutamate decarboxylase-like protein black
Biological process (GO): carboxylic acid metabolic process
Cellular component (GO): cytoplasm
Molecular function (GO): pyridoxal phosphate binding; carboxy-lyase activity
Source: RefSeq, a predicted model, not a curated record